GCGAACGCGCCCGCGCGUCGACGUCUCGCCCCGCGCGAGCGCACGCGCGCGCGCGAACGAUCGAGCGAAACACUCCCGUCCGUCUUUCGCCCAUCGCGCGCAUCGCGCGUCGUCGCGCGCGUCGUCGCGCGCGAUGUUUCACCACGCCGCGACCGGCGCGUUCGCGCCGCGGCGAAUGCCGACGCCGCGCGACGACGCGCGCGGGAACGCGAGCGCGCGCGCGUCGAACGACGCGAUGCAACGCAUUUCGUGCGACGCGCGCGUGGGAUCGGAGGGCAUCGUCAGGCGACCGACGCCGAGACUCGGCGGGAAAGGACCGAGCGCGCUGGAACGAGAGUUGAAGGCGAUGCAACGAGGAGGGAGCGAACGGGACGGCGGGGACGCGUCGGGGCGAGAGGCGGAGCGAGCGUUUCACAGCGUGCACGAUUUGGUGCACUACGCGAUUUUGUCGCAACCGAACGCGUUGGCGAGCCUGCGGAUGAUUUAUUCGAUUUGUCAGCGCGCGGGGAGGAUCGCGAGCAAGCAUGGUGCGGGAUCGAGGUUGAUCACGGCGAAUGAACACUGGAAAUCGCAGAUUAGACACGCGUUGUAUACGUCGCCGAGGUUUAAGAGAAUCGGGAGCGACGAUUGGGGCGUCGCCGCGGGGCACUCGGCGAUGCCGGAUACGACGACGGUCUACGUGAGUAAGGAUGAACGGAAGAACGCAGAAAAGACGCAUGCGGUGAGUCGCGCUUCGACGGUUUCAUCGUAUUCGCAUAAGUCGCUCUCGUCGCCGAAAAAGCGACGCUUGUCGACGAGCGCGUCUGUGAAGCCGGCGUCCAAGGCCGAUGAAUAUAGAUCAUCCACUGAGCCGGAGACGGUUUCCAUGCUCGCGCUCGAGGGCGAGAAAGCGUUAAAACUACUUCAUUCGGCGAGUGGGCACUCAGGAAGCGCGCAAAGCGCGUUGUCGAUGGAAGACGCCGUUGGCGCCGGAUCGAGAACGGGCCGAACGAUGACGAAGAGUCCGAGCCCAAGACAGCGUUCGCACUCACGCUCGCGCUCGCGCUCGUGCUCGCCCGAGCCACGUGAAAGCUCCACGCUCGUGGUCGUGGCAGGGCUAUUAGAGCACGAGGGCAAGGUUCUGCCACGCGAUUUUCGUCGAAACAGACGUAAACCUUUCGGUGGAGGGCAUCACGCCGCCAUGCCCGCGGACAGCGAGUGCCGCGUGGACCAGUCGCCCUGCCCCGUGACCGGGCUAGAUUCGUACUAGCCAACCAUUUUUUGCUUGAUUUUGAUUGUUUUGGUCUGCAUCCUCGCGAUGUCGAAUGACAUUUUGUACCAUUUUUGUAGCCUACUUUUGCGGAGGGAAGAGCUGACCGUAAAAAAGAAUUCUUUUGCAAUGAAGAAAUUUUUUCAUU
Molecule: messenger RNA, 1397 nt
Organism: Ostreococcus lucimarinus CCE9901
Lineage: Eukaryota; Viridiplantae; Chlorophyta; Mamiellophyceae; Mamiellales; Bathycoccaceae
Exons: 2
Coding region: 236-1249 (337 amino acids)
Source: RefSeq, a predicted model, not a curated record